This is a messenger RNA of Chlamydomonas reinhardtii, 739 nucleotides long. Its product is annotated as ribosomal protein L11. NCBI's taxonomy places the organism in Eukaryota, Viridiplantae, Chlorophyta, Chlorophyceae, Chlamydomonadales, Chlamydomonadaceae. Gene Ontology annotation, biological process: translation. The transcript has 7 exons. The coding region runs from base 143 to 679 and encodes 178 amino acids. The record is from RefSeq and is a predicted model, not a curated record. Gene Ontology annotation, cellular component: ribosome; cytosolic large ribosomal subunit. Gene Ontology annotation, molecular function: RNA binding; structural constituent of ribosome.
UACAUAAACUCAAGGGCGCUUGAAGCAGGCCGAGCGGUGGUACGGCUGCAAUGGGCGCAGUCGCUCCCGCCCCCGGCAGCCAAAAGCUUCGCCUGCCCCUUAGCAAGUCCUUUCUCUUAGGCUUAGCAAGAAGGCAGCAAAAAUGGCCGAGCGCAAGACCAGGGAUAUGCGGGAGAUCCGCAUCAGCAAGCUGGUGCUGAACAUCGCCGUCGGCGAGUCCGGUGACCGCCUGCAGAAGGCCGCCAAGGUGCUGGAGCAGCUGACCUCUCAGGUGCCCGUCUACGGCCGCGCUCGCUUCACCGUGCGCUCCUUCGCCAUUCGCCGUAAUGAGAAGAUUUCGUGCUACGUGACCGUCCGCGGCGAGAAGGCCUACGACCUGGUGAAGCGUGGCCUGGCCGUGAAGGAGUUCGAGCUGAUCCGCAAGAACUUCUCCGACACCGGCAACUUCGGCUUCGGCAUCCAGGAGCACAUCGACCUGGGCCUGAAGUACGACCCCUCCACCGGCAUUUACGGCAUGGACUUCUACGUGUGCCUGGAGCGCCGCGGCUACCGCGUGGCCCGCCGCCGGAAGCAGAAGGCCCACGUGGGCGUCAAGCACAAGGUGACCAAGGAGGACGCCAUCAAGUGGUUCCAGCAGGAGUUCGACGGCGUCGUCCUCAACAAGGCGCCCGCCUCGUAAAGCGGCCACAAGAGGCUGGUGAUGACAGAUGCCACCCCAUCUGUGUAACAAGUCCUGACC